Messenger RNA from Bufo bufo (common toad), 1079 nucleotides. RefSeq names its product C-reactive protein-like. The record is from RefSeq and is a predicted model, not a curated record. NCBI's taxonomy places the organism in Eukaryota, Metazoa, Chordata, Amphibia, Anura, Bufonidae. The transcript is spliced from 3 exons. The coding region runs from base 49 to 750 and encodes 233 amino acids.
UAACGUAUGAGGGCAGUUCAGUCAUUACACAGCCUCUUUACACACUAGAUGAGAUACUUUGGACCAAUCUCUGAAUCCAGGAUGAAGAUUGUGGUUCUGCUGCUUGUGGUCAUCUCUGGAUGUUGUGCCGAGGAGAAUUUGCUUGGUGCAUCUUUCUUGUUUUCUAAGACUACUAAUACAGAUAGAGUUAUUUUGAAACCCAUCAUCACCGAACCUUUGAGAAGUAUCACUGUCUGUCUGCAGUCCUAUACAGACCUCACCCAGAGAGAUUCCCUCUUCAAAUUGCAGAAUCAAAAUGUGUUUCCGUUCCAUCUCUACCAAGUCUCAAACAUUUACAACAUUAAAAUAGACCGAGAUCAAGUUUCCUUUAGGAACAGCGGAGAGAGCAUGGAGUUGAGACUCAUCUGUGUGUCCUGGGAGUCCAGCAAUGGUGUCAUCCAUUUUGUUGUCAAUGGGAAACUGUUUCCCAGGAAGGUCUUAAAGCCAGGUUUCAGCAUAGUCCCAGGGUUUACUGCGGUCCUAGGGCAUAAUCUUGCAGUUUCUGAUGCUGGUUUUGGAGUAGGAGGACCCUCAUAUGUGGGUGAAAUUACAAACGUUCACAUGUGGGAUCAAGCUCUUCACCCCAGUGAGAUGCAAUCAAUGUAUUUUAAUAAUUGUCGUAAUUGUAGUGGAAAUGUCAUUAACUGGGAGUCUGUGGACUAUAAGAUUUAUGGAGACAUCCUCUUGUAUAGGCCAUCAAUGAAACCUUAGUUGGUCUAAAUUACUGAGAUAAUCAUCAUAUUAUUUGAUUAACAUUGUAGGGAUGCUAUUUUAAGGUGAACCUGUGGGACCCCAACUUACGAAAAAAACAGGAAACCCCUAACCCCAGUUAGGCAAGUCAGGCAGAUUGCUGCAUAUAGUUAACAGGAUGGAGAAGCUUGAACCAGGUGGUCACUGAAGCCUGGAAAGUCCACUUGACGUACCACUACCUUACAUAGGCUUUUUCAGUUGCUGCAGGCUGUCUUUACUUGCCGAACUAGGGUCAGGGAUCCCCAUUUUCCUCCAUAUUUAAGAUUCCCACCUAUCUGACAUUUUUGUAA